Molecule: messenger RNA, 1787 nt
Organism: Pteronotus mesoamericanus
Lineage: Eukaryota; Metazoa; Chordata; Mammalia; Chiroptera; Mormoopidae
Gene: TRADD
Product: TNFRSF1A associated via death domain
Exons: 6
Coding region: 403-1335 (310 amino acids)
Biological process (GO): extrinsic apoptotic signaling pathway; positive regulation of canonical NF-kappaB signal transduction
Cellular component (GO): tumor necrosis factor receptor superfamily complex
Molecular function (GO): transmembrane receptor protein tyrosine kinase adaptor activity
Source: RefSeq, a predicted model, not a curated record
GAAAGCUUGGGUCUCUGAGGCCCGAGGGUCCCUGGAUUCAAGUUCUGAUCUUGACCCCUGCCGCCCAGGCUCCCGUUGGGCGGUUUAGAGUCAGCUGGGAUUCCAUAGAUCCACGCCGGAGGACGGCCUUUCCCGGGCGGGCGUUGCUGGAAAGUGCUAACUGUCCCUACUGGAUGUGUAUCCUGGAAGAACAUGUACCCUCGAGCAGGCUUAAACCUGGGACCCGCCAGCACUCCGUCCUGAGUGUCAGGAAGUAGCAGAGAUAGAUAUCAUCGAGCUCGACCCCCCAGAAGACACCAGAAAAUUCUGGUCCCCAGGGGACAACCCCUUGUGGAUCCGUCCGUUUCCCGCUGGAGAAAACCUAGCAGCUGUCCCCCUGAAUCCCUGCGGCCUGGAGAGAAGAUGGCGGCUGGGCCGAAUAGGCUCGAGGAAUGGGUGGGCAGCGCAUACCUGUUUAUGGAGUCCUCGCUGGACAAGGUGGUCCUAUCGGAUGCCUAUGGUCACCCCCAGCAGAAGGUGGCAGUGUACAGGGCUCUGCGGACUGUAUUGGCAGAGAGCGGGAGCCCAGAGGUGUUGCAGAUGCUCAAGAUCCACCGCAGCGAUCAGCAGCUGAUCGUGCAGCUGCGUUUCUGCGGACGCCAGACCUGCGCCCGCUUCCUCCGGGCCUACCGCGAGGGGGCGCUGCGCACCGCCCUGGAGGGCUGCUUGGCGGCCUCGCUGACCCUGUGCUCCGUGCCUUUGCAACUGGAGCUGCGCGCCGGCGCAGAGCUGCUGGACGCCUUGCUGACGGAUGAGGAGCGUUGUUUGAGUUGCAUCUUUGCCCAGAAGCCUGACAGGCUCCGGGACGAGGAACUUGCUGAGUUGGAGGAUGCGCUCCGGAAUCUGACAUGCGGCUCUGGAGGCCAAGGUGGCAAAGCGGAGGUAGCUCCAGUCCCCUCGCAGUCCCUGGCUUCCUCUCCGUCGGAGGAGAAGCCGCCACCGCCGCCCUCUGGCCAGACUUUUCUGUUCCAGGGUCAGCCCAUAGUGAACCGACCACUAAGCCUGCAGGACCAACAGACUUUUGCACGAUCAGUGGGCCUCAAAUGGCGCAAGGUUGGGCGCUCCCUGCAGCGAGGCUGUCGAGCGCUACGGGACCCUGUCCUCGACUCCCUGGCCUAUGAAUACGAGCGCGAGGGGCUGUACGAGCAGGCCUUCCAGCUGCUAAGGCGUUUCAUUCAGGCUGAGGGCCGCCGAGCCACACUGCAGCGCCUGGUGGAGGCACUCGAGGAGAACGAGCUCACCAGCCUGGCAGAGGACUUGCUGGGCCUGGCGAAUCCUGAUGGCAGCCUGGCCUAGCCUGGGUACCAGACAAAAGGGCGGUCAGCCAGUUGCCCAGCAGAGUUUGGAGCACCUGGAUGACCCUACGGUCCCUUCUGCUGCUAUUGCUGACCUGUCCAUCCACAGGACUUACAACUUCACUUAGUCCAGCUGCUGGGCAGAGUUGACUGCCUUCUCAAGGAGUAAGAUGAGCAUCCACCAUGCCUGCUGAAGUGCCACUGGGGAUUCUGUUCCAGAAACUACCAUAGAGACAGGAUGUGGGGGUGAUCUGCUGCAGAGGCUGGCCUCACCUCACCCACCCCAGAAGAGGGGCUCCCAGCCAGUCCUUACCUCUUCUCUCACUAAACACUCAUUAGGGACCUGCUGUGUUUUAGGCAUCAUCCUGGGUACUGCAAAUACUGUGGUGAAGAAGAGAGAUGAAUCUUGCCUGCCCCCAGUUCAUACUCAGUGUGGGACUCCAAAUAUUAAGC